GAGGGCGGGCGGGAGGAGGGAAAUCGAGCCACGGAGGAGCGGCAAUUGGAGCGGGCGAGGAGGGCGCGAUCGCACUGUAGGGCGGACGUGAAUGGGGCCUUUACCCUAAGUUGUUGAGAAAUUUGAGGUUGAGCGCUUCAUUUGCCCCUGUCCUUUAUUUUUCAACCGGUGCGACGAGAGGAGGAGGAGGAGGAGGAAGAGGAAGCGAGGGAGAGAGCGGCCAAUUGAUCGAUUGGAGGGAGCUGUGGCGCCUUGGAGGAGGCGUGGAGGCGGAGGAGGUCGGGAGCAAGGGCGACGGUGGCUGUUUGCAGAAUAGGUUUGCGAUUGCCCACGACGGUGGCAGGUCUGGCGCGAAUUCGAGGCCUGGAAGACCGAGGCAGCGGCGUGCAGUGGCGGAAGUGGGGCUGGGCGAGCGCACGGCGAAGAACUUCUUAAGCUUUUCAUGUCCAGCGCGCCAGCCUCGCUACCAUCCUCUGCCGCGUCCCCUGAACCGUUUGCGCAGCCACCGUCUGUGAAUCAUGGAGUUUCAGACCGCCUACCCUCAGGCCUUUUCCAAACCCUGCAACUUGACAGGGACCGGAGCGAUCAUGUGGAUCACUCACGACGGGACGGACAGAAGCGAGAGAGACACAAUCGCCGAAAUGGACAAAACUCUCUCAAUCCCCUCGCCCAGGAGUUCGUACCGGGAGGACCCUCUGUCCCAGGUCGUUCGCCCCCCGAUAAUUAUGAGUUGCAAGUUAGGCAGGAUGGUGGACGCCGCAAGGGAGCAAAUAAUGGAUCGUCAUGGCGGUCCAAUGGGAGCCAAGAUGGUACCCACAACCUCAGUGUGAUUUCCAGGGAUGAGGUGAGGAGAAGCAUUUCUGCCCACAGCACUGCCGGAACCUCAAUGGCUGGUUCAAAUGGGCCCCUAAGCACCGCCCCAAAGAAAGGGGGUGGCGGUCGGCAAAAUCAGAGGUCGUCUGGUGCAACAAGAGGCGGUUAUUCAGACACAGUAUCGUCUGCAAUUAGAAUUCACGCCGGACAGGGGUCCACCAGCAAUGCACUCUCGAAUACAGGCUCUACACCUCCAGGAAAUCGGAAAGGUCAGGGGUUCAACGCCAACCACUUACUGAAUUUCCAGUAUGAUCCCAUACCCCGACCGCCGCCACGAGCACCUCCAGUCCGCAGACAUCGGAAAAUACAACCGUAUAACAAAGAGCUUUUCCUGCAGGCAAAUUUCCGAUUUUUAGUCUCUGACUUGGGGGAUUAUAUGCUGAAUACUUCUGAUCCGGAUAAAAUGCUCCAGUGGGAGGACGUUGCAGCUGUAGAUGUCGCAGCUCCAGUGCCGGUUCAGUGUCCCAUUUGCUUAGACUGUCCACCUCUUUGCCCCCAAAUUACCACUUGUGGGCACAUAUUCUGUUUUCCAUGCAUUCUGCGCUACUUGCUGAUGGGGGAUCUUGAUGUGCGUGGUGAUCACUGGAAAAAAUGCCCUCUAUGCUUUGCGAUGAUAUGUUGUAAGGAUCUACGAACGGUGUUGAUAGAUGAUUUAGAGCCGAAGAGUGUUGGAGAUUCUGUUAAAUUUACCCUUCUUAUGCGGGCCAAAGGAAGUAUUAUUCCUUUUGAAAGGACAGAGGUUGCAAGAGGGCCUCUCGCACACAGCAAAGACGGGCAUUGCCAUCUGUUUUCGAAGUUUACACUUACGUCAGAUGCCGAGCCAACGACGAACAGGGCAGUGAACGAGCUUACGACAUGGGCGCAAAGAGUACAAAUAGAAGGAGGCGAGGACCUCGACCUCCUGCCAUAUGUUUUCGUUGCCGUUGACCAGCUUCAGCAGAGAAAGACUGCAUGGACAGAGCACAGGACUACGCAAUUCUUAUCAAGCAGCCCUCCUGUAAGGCAGAGAAUCAUGGCACAAGCAAAAGUUGGGGUUGUGAAGCAGACUUCACAAAAGUCCAGCACCACAGAAAGGAUCGGAGACGUGGAGGGUCUAAAACCUCUGAGUAGAGCAGGUUCUCAGGGAAAGUUUGAACAGGACAAAGUGGAAGACGUAGUUGCCCAGACGGAAAUUGCGAUGGCGGAGCUGAAAGAACGGGCCGGUUGGGUUUACGAAAGUGCGUUUUCUGAUGAUGAGGAUGACGAUGAGACUACAGAGAAGGUGAAGAGUAAGGCUUCAGAGAAGAUAGGAACUAGUGCGCAGAGAAAGGAAAAGAUGAUUGCAUACUCUGGAGACAAAGCAUCUGAUGUUGGGGAAGAGUCACCUGAAGAUCCAGAUAGUGAAUGUGCGAAUACUACCGACGACGGGGCUAAGAAGGAUUCAGAUAGUAAGAGAGAGAUUGAGGAGCGAGACUCGUAUACUUUUUAUCAGUCCGCUGACGGACAGACUCUCAUACUGCACCCUCUGAAUGUUAAAUGUUUACUCCACCAUUACGGAAGCUACGAAGCCCUUCCAGACAGCUUGGAGGCAGAGAUCGUUGAGUUGGAGACUGUUACUCAGACUGAAGCAACAAGAAAGCGUUAUCGUUAUCUUAGUCAUCUGCCUCUGACAGCUGUGUUCCAGCUUUGUGAGGUAGAUUUAAGCGACUGUCUACCCAGCAUUUCACUCAGUCCGUUUGUUGAAGAGCUUCGCAACCGGGACAUGCGUCGGCGCCGCAUAAUCAAACAGGAGAUGGAGCAAAAGGAGUUAGAAGAGAGAUCAGCAGCCGCAGAAGUUGCUGCCAGAUAUGCUCCUCCUUCACCUGCCGAUUUUGCGGCCGUAUUGACAGCUCUAGAAGUCGAUGAAGGGUUCACAAGUGCUGACUUCGAAGAUUCGUUGGCAAACUCACCGGUCACGUCAUGUAGUCCGCCUGAAUACGAGGAUCGCAGACUCUUCUCACGAGUUGCGAAGUUGGGUUUUGCUGCUGGUUAUGAUGCUCCUGUUCUCAAGGGUAGAAAAUCGACAGCAAGUACCUCUUCUUCAGCAUCGCCGAGUACUGCUUCAGCUCGAACUUCGACAGGAACAGGUUCAGCAGAAGCCGGAUCAGCCUCUGGCCAGGGAGUUACAUUCGCGAAUAUCAUACAAGCACAGGCAGCGAAAGCCGCCCAAGAAGAGAUGUCGAAUGGAGGCAACCGUGGUGGUGUAAAGAAGGGUAAGAAAGCCUCCAAGGUUCUUAUGUCCACUGCAGGAGGUCGACGUUAUUAGAUUUGUUGGCUGCUCCAAGUAUAAAAUGUAUAUGCCACAGAAACCUUAGUUCUCUCUAAAGAGUUUGUAUGAUCUUUCAGCCACAUGGUUAUUAAUUUUGAUAAGAAGGUAGGGUAAGCUGGGUGUGAUCCCACUGCCCUGAUCAUUCACCACCGAGAAGUCAUGAAUAUCUCAUGUAAAGUUUUCUCGCGACAAGAAUCAGUAUUUGAUAUGAUUGGGUCUUACAGUGAUGAAGAAGAUCUGGAGUAACCGUUUCCUAAGAGUUUACCAGAGUCGCUAGUUAGUUAACCUAACCAACAUUUUCCAGUGACCACAGUAGCGACGUCAGGAGAUAUCGGUCUCCCCUUCCAUAUCUCGCAAACUCAAUAGGAAGUGUAAUUUAUCCCAAAAAAUGCCUUGAAGAACUUCUUAAAUGCCCUCAAGAACUUCUUAAGGAGGAGAGCAUGCGCCGAAAUUCCUUGAGGUAGUUUCCAUACUGAAGCCAUACCCUCUGGAUGUUGUCGAUUGAUUCUAGCGGGAAGUUUUGGGACAAUUACACCUAAUAAAGGGUCAGAAGCUAAUAGUUUAGAAUGGAUUGUGGUUUUUAUGAUCCAGUAACCUGCAAGCUUUCUUAUUCCGCUAUCCUUUCUGUUCCGUAUAUGAGUUCCGUAUGUUCCGUACAUGUUCCUAUCAAAAAAAUCUCGCAGACACUAUUGAUGUCCUCCGUACCAGUUGCAGACCAAGUUUCUCUAAAUAUACUCGAUUUGGUUCACCACGAUUCUCAAGGCUGGAAGUACAUAUUACUCAUCAAUCUAUUAGGUCAUUAGCACUUUCGAUGAGUGUCCGCGAUAGUUUCAGUAAUAACUAGGAUUUAAACCUGAUUGCUCUCGCCCUUACGAGUUCGUAGAGAUCUCAGUUUGUUGUUGGUGGAAAUUGCCUUCGUCAGUUGCCUGUCUUGUGUGGCAAAAUCAUAUUAAGCUGAAGAACUUGUUUGGAGGUUGAUGAUUCUGAUCUCAUAUCAUUGACUUCUAGCGUAGUAUGUCUGGUUGGUGCGGCUGACUUGUGUUUGACUUUCGCGGAGUGUGUGUCACAUUUCCGAGGGAUGUUUCGAAAAGGUUGUCUAUUGGAUCGGUGAACAGACCAGACCGUACACGAAAAAAAGAAAGUAAAACAUAUGGAGCACACCAGGUGGACGAAACACGUGAGACUUGUGUCAAAGAGCAUCGCAUCCAAGAUGUUAAAAUUUGCCCGAUAGAACAGUCCAUGUUUUACAGUUCAUUUGAAGAAAUAUCAUCGCGAUUGCCGGUGGAGGGAUUAUAUUGCCAAGUCUUUCGGUGUAUAACAAUUAUGUACUGUAUUUUUUAGAUACUGCAAACAGUCACGCAGUAUUCCAAAGAAGUUAUUUUUUAAUGUAAAUUUACAAAAACUUUCAGUUGUUUUAAUUUGAACUUAACAGAACAAAGGCGUAAAUAGAAGAUUUACAUAUGUACUGAUAUACAGUCCACGUGGACUUGACUUGUACACGAAUGAACUGACCUUGCUUCAGAUAGAAUUAGCCUUGAAAUUUUGAAUGUUGAUCCCUUGAUGAAUUGGAGGUUUCAGAUUGCUUAGCAA
This is a messenger RNA of Marchantia polymorpha subsp. ruderalis, 4750 nucleotides long. NCBI's taxonomy places the organism in Eukaryota, Viridiplantae, Streptophyta, Marchantiopsida, Marchantiales, Marchantiaceae. The record is from the annotation of a GenBank genome assembly.